This is a messenger RNA of Brassica oleracea var. oleracea, 1609 nucleotides long. RefSeq names its product BTB/POZ and MATH domain-containing protein 3-like. Gene Ontology annotation, biological process: protein ubiquitination. The transcript is spliced from 5 exons. The coding region runs from base 4 to 1101 and encodes 365 amino acids. Lineage: Eukaryota; Viridiplantae; Streptophyta; Magnoliopsida; Brassicales; Brassicaceae. Gene Ontology annotation, molecular function: protein binding. The record is from RefSeq and is a predicted model, not a curated record.
UCCAUGGAGUUCGUUCACCCACCCACCAAUUUCGAAAUCGGUAAAACUACUCAUAACGCGACGGCGAUCAUGAGCACUGUGGUUGCAGGUCACCCAAAUUCAGAUUCCACCUCUACAACGGUUAUGGAGACGGUGAACGGUUCGCACCAGUUCACGAUCAAGGGCUACUCUCUAGCCAAAGGCAUGGGCCCAGGGAGAUACAUACAGAGCGACGUCUUCUCAAUCGCCGGAUACGAUUGGGCGAUCUACUUCUACCCGGACGGGAAGAACCCUGAGGACAACUCGGCGUACGUCUCUCUCUUCAUCGCUUUAGCGAGUGAUUCUAGCGACAUUAGGGCUUUGUUCGAGCUCACGUUGGUGGAUCAGAGUGGUAAAGGGAGGCACAAGGUGCAUAGUCACUUUGAUCGGACGCUUGAAGGUGGUCCUUAUACGCUUAAGUGUAAAGGAAGCAUGUGGGGUUACAAACGCUUUUUAAGAAGAACAGCUUUAGAAGCCUCUGACUACUUAAAGGAUGAUUCUCUCGUCAUCAAUUGUACCGUUGGUGUUGUCAGAGCCAGGCUCGAGGGUCCGAAACAGUUUGGCAUUGUGCUGCCCUCGUCUGAUAUGGGUCAGGGAUUGAAAGACUUGCUAGAUUCUGAAGUUGGCUGCGACAUAGCUUUCCAAGUCGGAGAUGAGACUUACAAAGCUCACAAACUCAUCCUCGCAGCACGCUCGCCGGUUUUUAGAGCUCAGUUCUAUGGACCAAUUGGGAAUAACAACGUGGAGAGGAUAGUGAUAGAGGACAUCGAGCCAUCUAUCUUUAAGGCUAUGCUUAGCUUCAUCUACACCGAUGUACUCCCUGAUGUGCACGAGAUUACGGGGUCAGCUUCUGCGAGUUUAAUCACGAACAUGAUACAGCAUCUCUUGGCGGCUGCUGACCUCUAUGACCUUGGAAGGUUAAAGGUGUUAUGUGAAGUUUUUCUGUGUGAGAAACUAAAUGUUGAUAAUGUGGCAACAACACUUGCACUGGCUGAACAGCACCAACUGUCAGAGCUCAAAGCCUUCUGCUUAAAAUUUGUUACAUCUCCAGGAAACUUGCGAGGAGACUCGAUGUUUGAUUAGACGGCCUGAAGUUUAUCGUCCUCAAUUAGCUGUAAUGAAGUCUGAAGGGUUCAAGCACUUGAGCCAGAGCUGUCCCUCUAUGUUGUCUGAGCUGCUGAGCACGGUUGCAGCAGGGGAUAAGAUCUUGACGAGUGAACAAGCUAGCAAGAAAAGAAGUCUGUGUAGUAGUGUGUUAGCCUAUGAUACAAAUGCUGCGAGGCAACUGAGGAGGAGGACAUAGGGGUCCGAUCCAAAUGCAAUGGAACUUUUCGCAGGUCAGCUUACUUUUACUGAUCUGGAAGCAAAGCAGACACCGAAUCUGGUUUUGCUAGAGUUUUAUUGCAAUGGAAUAAUUUGUUCCUAGUAUGUCAACUGUAGUAUAAAGUGUUUAGGCAAAAGACCUCUCUUUUUCUUUGUCCUUCUUUAAGUUCUCUUCAGUUUUUGAACUUGGCUUUGUGUGAUUAUUAGAAGCAUAUGCUAUGCACUCUUAAUUAACAGUCUUAUGAAAGGGAGAAAUGUUUAACUGUUA